AUGCCCUCUAUCUAUAAUCUUUCUACUAGUAUUAUGUUUGUGCUCUGCCAUUUAUACUCUUUUUGGAAAGGUAAAUUUUUUACAAGAAAAAUCUCACCCCAGAACAGUAUGCUAACGCUGAGAGAUUUUGACUUUUUGAAGAUUAUAGGAACCGGCACAUUUGGCAAAGUAUUUCUUGCAAAGCUUAUCGGAAGUAACAAGUACUAUGCGAUUAAACGAAUGGACAAGGAGCUUCUUAAAGAAAAUAGACAGCUAGACAACAUCCAGAGCGAAGCGAAUAUCCUGGCAGAAGUGAGCAGUAGCCCCUUUGUUGUGAAAUACAAAAAGCUAAUUGAAACUGAAACCAACAUGUUUCUUAUCAUGGAGUAUGUAAUAGGCGGAGAGCUCUUUUAUUACAUGAAAAAGUAUGGAAGAUUCCCACCGGAAGCUGUUCUUUUUUUCAGCUGUGAAGUGCUCAUGGCACUUAAGUUCAUACACAACAAGGACAUAAUUUACAGAGAUUUAAAACCUGAAAAUAUACUUGUAAGUGGUGAUGGGCACAUCAAACUUGCAGAUUUUGGGUUUGCAACAAAAGUAAAUACAAAUGUAUUUCUUUUAUGCGGAACUCCCGAGUAUAUGGCGCCUGAAAAGCUUUUAGGAAAUGGAGACACAAAGGAGACAGAUUACUGGUCAUUUGGAUGUCUAAUAUACGAAAUGGUCUGUGGAGCACCACCAUACUACAGCACACAGACAGAUGUGAUCUACAAAAGAAUUUUAUCGGAGCCAGUAGCAUUUCCAGAUGAUGUUUCGGGGCCAAUACAGGACUUGCUAACUAAGCUGCUAAUUAAAGAUAGAGAAAGUAGACUUGGAUGCAAGGGAAUAGAGGAAAUAAUGAGUCAUCCGUAUUUUGAAGAUGUUAACUGGGAGGAUGUAGAAAAUUUGAGGUGUGAGCCCCCCUUUCUACCGCAUUUGUAUCAAUUUCAGAGCUCUGCAGGAUUAACUGCUGACCAGAGAAGAAAAAUAGAAUAUAGACCAAUACACAGUUACAAAAGACUUUUCAGGGUUGACAGACAAAAAAUCACUGUCUGCAAGCCUGUUACUAAAAAUAGCAUUAAAAAAUAA
This is a messenger RNA of Vittaforma corneae ATCC 50505, 1101 nucleotides long. Its product is annotated as AGC/PKA protein kinase. The coding region runs from base 1 to 1101 and encodes 366 amino acids. The transcript has a single exon. Gene Ontology annotation, biological process: protein phosphorylation. NCBI's taxonomy places the organism in Eukaryota, Fungi, Microsporidia, Nosematidae. The record is from RefSeq and is a predicted model, not a curated record. Gene Ontology annotation, molecular function: ATP binding; protein kinase activity.